AUGUCUAGAGAUAUUACCUUUACAGUUUUAGAUGAUCCCAGAAAUCUUACAUUUAUGUAUGCUGAAUUGGAAGUGGAUGAAAUAACUUGCAACGUUACUCGUUUAGUAAGAUUUCGCGUAGUGAAUAGAUGUGCAAGAGGAUGUUUAAGAAACGGAGAGUCAAUAUUUCCAAAGAAAGUACUAAGAGAUUUCAAAAAAUGUCCCCUAAAUUCUGGUUUUGCCACUCUACAUCCGUAUAUGUCUUUAAAUAAAAAAAAUAAAAACUACACAGAUUUUGAUCCUCUUACUGAUUCUGAUAUAAGUGGUGCCGAUGUUGAAUUAAUAAAAAUAGCAUCUCAAUACUUCAACACAACUCUUCGUUUAUAUUUUAUAUAUAGACAAGAAGAAAAUCCAUUUGUUGAUAAACAAUUUCUAGAUCUACUACAAAAUGGAAGUUUAGAUAUAUGUGCUGGAGGUCUUUACAGAAUCUAUGAUGAUAUAGUUGAUUAUUCGGGAGUGUAUACGCGGCAAGCCGUUGUUUGGGUUUACAGUGUUGAGCGAGAGAUACGGUCAUGGCAAUCUUUUGUAGGUAAAUUAAAAGGUAUCUAUGUUUUCUUCGUAUUUUAUUUUAUUUAUGCAAUCGUAUGGAAACUGAUGUGCAUAAUUGAUAAUCAGACCAUUUCAUUAAACGAUACAUUACUCUAUAGCGCUGGUGCUCUGCUUGGAACAACGUCAUUGCAAGAUGCGAGAUCUCUCAAGCAGAAAAUUGUCAACGUAGUGUAUCUCAUUAUGGCACUUCAUUUAUCAGCAUAUAUUGGCGUUCAGCUGUAUUCGUAUUUGACUAUUCAAGGUCCACCAACUCUCUAUAGAACUAUAGAUGAGUUGAUUUCAUCCGGAGUCAAGCCAUAUUUGAUGUUCACAGCGAAAUAUUUUCUAGAAGACAAGAAGUAUGAAAGCUUUGCGAAUACUUCGGGCUCUUGUGGGCAUUUCAUAGAUUGUGAAGAUGUAAUUUUGAAAAAGAAAGGUACGACUAUAUUGAUUGAUGGAUUUCUACCUCCGUAUCAAGCAGAUACUGCUGUUGGUGACGAAGCAAGGGUUGUCAGAGUGAACGAAGACAUUCUAUUCAUUUACCACGAGAUGAUUAUUCGGAAAAACAGUUACUUUACUGCGCCAUUUCAAAAGAUGGUUAUGCACCUUUUUGAAGCUGGUAUAUGCCAAAAGUUAUAUUUCGAUGCUAUUGGGAUCACGUAUGUGGAUAAAGCGGAUAUCGCGAAUAAAAAUAUAAUGUCUAACAGUUAUAGUUGUCAGGUAGGAUGUGCGAUCACUCUGUCCCAAACUGCUGGUGCUUUUUAUAUCUGGAUUUUUGGAUGCGCUGUCUCUAGUAUUGUUCUUAUUUUGGAAAUAUUCAUGCGAAGGGAGAAAAUACAGAUAAUAGAAUAA
Messenger RNA from Colias croceus (clouded yellow), 1419 nucleotides. RefSeq lists its product as uncharacterized. The transcript has a single exon. Bases 1 to 1419 code for a protein of 472 amino acids. The record is from RefSeq and is a predicted model, not a curated record. Lineage: Eukaryota; Metazoa; Arthropoda; Insecta; Lepidoptera; Pieridae.